Messenger RNA from Sceloporus undulatus (fence lizard), 3849 nucleotides. It is a transcript of the gene PNPLA2, whose product is annotated as patatin like phospholipase domain containing 2. Gene Ontology annotation, biological process: lipid homeostasis; positive regulation of triglyceride catabolic process; triglyceride catabolic process. The transcript is spliced from 9 exons. The record is from RefSeq and is a predicted model, not a curated record. Gene Ontology annotation, molecular function: triacylglycerol lipase activity. Bases 148 to 1602 code for a protein of 484 amino acids. Gene Ontology annotation, cellular component: cytoplasm; membrane; lipid droplet. Lineage: Eukaryota; Metazoa; Chordata; Lepidosauria; Squamata; Phrynosomatidae.
GGGCCGGCAGCCGUCAAGUCCGUGCAGCAGGCGCCAGAAGCCAGAGCGGGAGCGGGAGAGCAGGCCGGGCGGCGUAGUGCAGUGCAGUGCAGCGGAGUGAGUCAGGCGCAUCCUUGGCAGCGGGUUCCCGGCGUCGGUGGAGGGACGAUGUACCCCUUGGGCUCCAGCUGGAACAUCUCCUUCGCGGGCUGCGGGUUCCUGGGGGUCUACCACAUCGGGGUGGCCAGCUGCCUCCAGGAGCACGCCCCGUUCCUCGUGGCCAACGCCAGGACCGUCUACGGAGCCUCCGCCGGAGCCCUCACCGCCACCGCCCUCGUCACCGGCGCAUGCCUCGGUGAGGCUGGUGCAAAUAUAAUCCAUGUAUCCAAAGAGGCUCGGAAGAGAUUUCUUGGCCCUUUGCACCCAUCCUUCAACUUGGUGAAAAUCAUCCGUGCUUGCCUAUACAAGACCCUGCCAGAGAAUGGGCAUGAAUUGGCUAAUGGGCGCUUGGGCAUCUCACUGACACGGGUCUCAGAUGGAGAGAAUGUCAUAUUAUCAGAAUUUACCUCCAAAGAAGAGCUUAUCCAGGCAUGUGUCUGCAGCACUUUCAUUCCAGUAUACUGUGGUCUGAUCCCUCCAAGUCUUCAAGGAGUGAGGUAUGUUGAUGGAGGGAUUUCGGAUAACUUGCCACAGUAUGAGCUGAGGAACACCAUCACAGUAUCUCCCUUCUCAGGCGAGAGUGACAUAUGUCCACGGGACAGUUCCACCAAUAUCCAUGAACUCAGGGUGACUAAUACCAGCAUUCAGUUCAAUCUGCGAAACCUCUACCGUCUCUCAAAGGCCCUGUUUCCACCAGAACCUCAGGUUCUGCGGGAUAUGUGCAAGCAGGGCUACAGGGAUGCUUUGCACUUCCUGAAGAAGAAUGGUCUCCUUCAGCACCCAAGGCCUGUCCGGCCUUUGCUGGCCAUUGGAAAUAGUGCUGAUGACAGGAACCAUGAAGAAGAUGAUGCAGAAGAAGAGGAGGACCAGCUGGGAGAGAGCACUGCACUGGAGGAGGCUGAAGAGCAUAUCCUGGAACACUUGCCUCCUAAACUGAACCAGGCCCUUUUGGAAGCCUGUGCUGAGAGGAGAGGACUCUUUGCUGGCAUUGCCAACCUAUUACCUGUACGUCUGGCAUCUACCUUGAUGCUCCCGUAUACCCUUCCUCUAGAGUCUGCUGUCUCGUUCACAGUCAGGUUGCUUGAGUGGUUGCCAGAUGUUCCAGAGGAUAUUAGGUGGAUGAAAGAGCAGACUAGGAAAGUCUGUCACUAUCUCAUGAGAAAAGCAAAGAAGAAACUGGGAAGUCAUCUCUCAGCCAGGCUGUACUACCAUCUUGAACUCAGAAAGACCCAAAGCUUGCCUCUCCCCUUGAGCGUCAGCUAUGGGGAAGCACUGCCCAAGUGGCUGCGGAGCAACCUUUCCCUGACGGACGUUAUGACCAAAUGGGAAGAAUACCAACGCCAGCUGAUGUUGGGGCUAUUCUGUAUCAACGUGGACCUGCAGGCUUCAAUCUUCCCUUCAGAAGGGUUGCAGAUGAGACACCCGUCAGCCGGCUGCACGCAAGAGAGCCUUCAGCUCUUCUAAGACUCACCACUGUUUGGGCAGAGGGAGGGGAAAAGAGGGUGGGCAAUGACCACAUCUUAAUAGCUUCCUAAUCAAACUCUUAACACCCACUAAAGGAUAUUUUUGCCCUGCUCAAGAGAGGGAAUUAGUAUAAAAACAGCCCAUUGUGCCACUGCUAAGCAGGAGACUGGCACAGUGUUAAAACCCAUCUGAGUGUGUUGGGUACUGCGUACUGAGGGUUGGGUACUGGAAAUGACAGUGGAUAAAAUACUUGGCAACUGCAGCUCACAUGGUUGGUCUCUUGGCUGAACUGGAAAGAGUGUCACCCAGGGCAUGUUUUGGGAAGCAUCAUCUUGAACUUGCUCUUGGUAACGGGAGGACUGAGACACAAUCAGUGCUCUGGCAUUUCUUUGUGUGUGUGUGUGUUUUUUUUUUUUUUUUUUUAACAGCUCCUUUGUUUUAAUAAUUGUAAAAUGUUUCUGUUUUUAAUUAUGUUAGUGCCCUGGGAUCUUUUCUGUCUGUGCUAUAGAAUAGUAAAAAACAAACAAAAAACAGGCAACCUGGAAAGACUAGCUUAUUAGACCUGGUCACCUCCUGGAGGCAGUUCAUGGUUAUCAUGGUUUUUGACAGCGAUACCAUGUAACUUUUGACCCCUCUUCUCAUGCAAAUUCACUGUGGAUGCUGCUUCACACAAUAUAGAUAUUGAAAAUACAGAAUUGUAAGCCUAAACCCUGAUGGUACUAGGCUUUCCUAUCUUCUCAGGCUAGCCCUCUUCCAUGGGAUAUUUUAUUCUAGGAAGAGGAGAAAAUAUUAAAAGCUCCUAAAUGUAGUUUUCUAAAACUGAGUUUUUUAAGGUACUGGUAAUCUGUCUCUCUGUGUGUGUUUUGUUGUGUUUUGAAAUGCUCCAUGACAUUUGGAUGCUUUCGUCCACAUUUUUUAGUUAUCUGUUUAAAUUCUUAAUGUAUAUGAUCACAGAAAGGAUGUAAAGAAGGAUGGAGGGAGAACAUGGGAACUAAGGGUAAUGUAUGUUUUGAAAUGGUUUGUGAUUAAUAUGAUUAACUAGAGUUGUGUAUACAAGGAGAAGGAGCAGGGAACUGAGUUCCACAUUGCAAUUGGACAUUAAGUUGUUAGAACUUAGAGGCCAAAAUCCAGAAUGGUCCAAGUGGAGGUAACAUUGCCCAUGGAAUCCAUAUCCACUUAUGCCAGUAGUAGAAAGCAGACAGCCUCACCAAGAUAGUGGCUGCUAACCAUAGUGAGGUGGAGCAGGGAUAAGGAAGGAGGAUCUGAAUUCAGAGGUCCCAGCCAGGAUGGCAGGACUGUGUGAACAGGAGGAAUACAGCUGACUUUUAAGUCAGAAAAAAACAAAUUGAGGUACAUCCUUCUUUGCAUCCUUUAGAUUAUAAACCAGCAGACCUUGGCUUCCUUUCUGAUCAGAUAAUGAAACAUAGGAAUACAUUCCUACAGGCUAACUUUAUUGGUUCUGUUCCUCCCCCCCCCCCAGUUGUCCACAUUGCCAGCGUCUGAAGAUCUGCUACAUGUUGCCAGUGAUUUUACUUAGUCCUCCCCACCCCAACCUAUUUGCUGAAGUUGCCCACUGAAGGGAUGAAACACUCCAGGUAGCAGAUAAGGUCCCACCUCUUUCCCUAGCCCACGAUUAAAUGUGAUGUAUCUACUACUAACUUUCACCAGCACUGACCUCCUUUCUAUUAAGUUUUCUCUGCUGUUGCUUUGUUCUUGCUACUGUGUAGUAUGGCAACACUAUCAUGUUGUUGCAAAAGAGCAGGGUUCUGUUUCAUAUGGCAAUACUGUUUUAUCUGGCAUGUUUUUCUCCAUUUGGAUACAUAUUCAUUUUUCCUCCUUAUGGUUUUGUAUUAUAAUGGCACAGAUGUUUUAUUGCUACAAAGAUUUUGACUACAUUUGUACAGAGAAAAGGGUUUAUUUCCUUUGUUUCUCUAACCGGAUGGUCAUUUCUAUACCUCUAGUAUCACAAUUUGCCAAAUGCCAAAGACAGGUUGGGUGCUGGGGAGAUGGCUUAGUAACUAUGGGUAAAUCAGUAUUAAUAGUGAUGGCAUUUCAGGUGCCAAUGGAGAACAGAAGGAUGGUUGCAGUUUGAUACACACAUACCACUGUACCAGUGUACAUGUGCUCCCAGUGGGCACCUAGUAGUUGUUUGUAUGUGCCAAAGCAAAUAAGAGGUAACCUGUUGUAUAAAUUAGCUGUAUGCUGUUCUUUGUCAGCUAAGGCCAAUUCCUGUCUGGUUUUUUUUUU